Messenger RNA from Durio zibethinus, 2102 nucleotides. Its product is annotated as cationic amino acid transporter 9, chloroplastic-like. Gene Ontology annotation, biological process: amino acid transport; transmembrane transport. The record is from RefSeq and is a predicted model, not a curated record. Gene Ontology annotation, cellular component: membrane. Lineage: Eukaryota; Viridiplantae; Streptophyta; Magnoliopsida; Malvales; Malvaceae. Gene Ontology annotation, molecular function: amino acid transmembrane transporter activity.
AAAUGGCAAUCCUGCAAACUUCUGUACCUAAUCCCAUCAAAAUUUCUGACACUAUAAGUAUGAUCAUCUGUAACGUGACACAGAACUUUACCGCAAAAAAUAAGAUCUGUCCGUUUCAUUACAUAUGGGUAGCCAACAGGAAAAUGCCACCUCUUCUUGCUUCUCUCAUUUCUGGUCCUCUGCUCGUAGAGCCAAAACCCUGAGCACUUCCGCCAAUCGCACUCCUUCUGGCGAUGGCCUCAUCCGCCGCCUCGGUCUUUUCGAUCUCAUCAUUAUCGGAGUCGGCGCCUCCAUAGGUGCCGGUAUCUUCGUUGUCACCGGAACCGUCGCUCACGAAGCCGGCCCCGGAGUGACGAUUAGUUUCAUACUCGCGGGAGCGUCGUGUGUGUUGAACGCUCUUUGUUACGCGGAACUAGCUUCAAGGUUUCCGGCCGUCGUUGGAGGCGCUUACUUGUACGCGUAUACGGCGUUCAAUGAAAUCACAGCGUUUCUUGUAUUCAUGCAAUUGAUGUUGGACUACCAUAUUGGGGCUGCCAGUAUUGCGCGUAGCCUAGCGAGCUACGUGGCUACGCUUGUCGAGCUUAGCCCUGCUUUAAAAGGAAAUAUACCGCCCUGGAUUGGUCACGGUGGUCAAGAACUCUUUGGAGGAGCUUUGUCUAUUAAUAUUAUGGCUCCGAUUCUUCUUGCCCUUUUGACUAUUGUUCUCUGUUGGGGUGUUGGAGAAUCUUCUGCUGUUAAUUUUUUCAUGACUACAACCAAGGUUGUCAUUGUUAUUUUUGUCAUUAUAGUUGGUGCUUUCAAAGUUGAUGUAGAUAAUUGGUCUCCUUUUGCUCCCAAUGGUUAUAAAGAAAUAUUGACGGGUGCUACUGUAGUAUUCUUUGCAUAUGUUGGAUUUGACGCGGUUGCUAAUACCGCUGAAGAAUCAAAGAGGCCUCAGCGGGAUUUGCCAAUAGGGAUCUUAGGAAGUCUGUUUAUAUGUGUUGCAUUAUACAUUUCUGUUUGCUUGGUGAUCACUGGGAUGGUACCGUACAAUCUCCUUGGAGAAGAUGCUCCUUUAGCUGAAGCUUUUACAUCCAAGGGUUUGAAAUAUGUUUCUACUUUAAUCAGCAUUGGAGCUGUUGCUGGGCUUACAACAACCCUUUUAGUUGGUCUUUAUGUCCAGUCUCGGUUAUAUCUUGGGCUUGGAAGAGAUGGCUUACUGCCUUUGAUAUUUGCUAAAGUGCAUCCAAAACGCCACACACCUAUUCAUUCUCAAAUCUGGGUCGGUAUUGUUGCUUCUGUUUUGGGAGGACUAUUUAAUGUGCAUGUUCUAUCACACAUUCUUUCAGUUGGCUCACUGACGGGCUAUUCUGUUGUUGCAGCAUGUGUUGUAACUCUUCGCUGGAAAAAGAAGACAGGAAAUCAAGUUUCUUCAAAAUACAUGUCAGCCUGGUGUGAAGGUGUCAUAUGCAUUGUCAUAGUGGCAUGCUGCGGUUUUGUUACUGGAAUUCUCUAUCGUUUUGGAGCUUCCUUUAUUUUUAUGAUUGUUGUGGCGGUGAUAGCCAUAAUCGCAUGUGCUGCACUUUUUUACCGUCAGUCUUAUUCAGAUCCUCCAGGGUUCUCUUGUCCCUGGGUUCCGAUUGUGCCAUCUGUUUGCAUCUUUUUCAACAUCUUCCUGUUUGCUCAGUUGCACCAUGAAGCGUGGAUCAGAUUUGUCAUCCUCAGCAUAAUAUCUGUUGGUAUUUAUGCAUUUUAUGGGCAGUAUCAUGCUAAGCCAAAUUCAGACGAGACAAUUAUCUGUCUUAUGGCGCCCGAAGAAGAAGCACGCUAAUUACAUAGUUAGAUUACCUAUGCUCCUCGGUAGCGUCGUACUAUUACAUCGAUCUUUGUUAUAAAAUUAUUUGUGACUAAAAAUCAUAAGACCUUUAUAGUUGAAAUAGGUUAGUAGAAAUAAAUUUUCUUAGACAAUCAUCGGCUUCAAGCAGCAAUAAACAUGUCGUUUGCAGUGUAUUCUUAAUUUCUUAUCGACCAGGUGGGUUCUACUUGAACUGCCUUUUCUGCAGCAGCACAGUAAAGUCUACUGUAUGGAUCAUUAAGCGUCGAAAAUUCAUUCAGUUGACAUU